AAGGCCAGAACAAGAACACGAAAAGGACACUUCAGAGAAACUUUGACACCAAAAGAUGGCUCACAUAGCUGUUGAGAGGAACAGGAGAAGGCAAAUGAACGAGCAUCUCAGGGCUUUACGCUCUUUGACUCCAUGCUUCUAUGUUAAGAGGGGUGACCAAGCAUCAAUCAUAGGAGGAGUAAUAGAAUACAUCAAGGAAUUGCACCAGGUUCUUCAAUCUUUGGAGUCCAAGAAGAGAAGAAAGAGCUUAAGCCCUAGCCCUAGUCCUAGUCCAAGGCAACUACAAGUACUAACUCCUCCCCCUCUUCCUCCUCCUACUCCUGAAAGUCCUUUUGGGCUUGAAAAUGUUAAGGAACUUGGCGCGAGCUGCAAUUCUCAUGUUGCAGAUGUUGAGGCCAAGAUCUCCGGUUCCAACGUUAUUCUUAAAACAAUAUCUAAGAGAAUUCCUGGACAAAUUGUGAAAAUAAUCAGUCUCUUGGAGAAACUUGGAUUUGAGAUCCUCCAUAUCAGCAUCAGUAGCAUGGAAGACACUGUCUUAUACUCAUUUGUCAUUAAGAUUGGGCUCGAAUGCCAGCUUAGUGUGGAGGAUCUAGUUGUUGAAGUUCAACAGAGUUUCUGAAGAUGUUAUUUGCAUGAAUAAGAUAGCUUCGUAAGAUUGAUCAAGCAAUUGUGCUAAUGAGAAAUUCUAUUAUACUUCAAAAGUAGAGACAAUUUAUUUAAUGUGGGUACUUAAGAUAUUAAGUGGUGACAAAAUUUAUUUUUCUGUUCAUGGAUAUCCGAAGCUGAGCAUGGCCUUUUCGCAAGGAUGUUAAGCAGAAGAGAAAUGCAGAUCACGUAGCUCUUAUCCUCUUUCUUUUCUUCCUAAUAAUUGGUAGGAGUAUAGAAAAUCUGCUUCAAGGCAUCUGCUGCAAUGACUAAGAGAAAAGCAUCUUCCUAUUGAGGUUCUAAUACCAUGAAAAUUGAAGAUUAUCAUAAAUGGUCACAAAGAUUAUUGCACUGGUUAGGGUUCCUAUGGCAAAGCUAUAUACUCAGACUUGGAUAAGUCAUAGUUAUUAUGGAAACUAUAUGUAAUAACACAAAA
Messenger RNA from Macadamia integrifolia, 1081 nucleotides. Its product is annotated as transcription factor MUTE. Lineage: Eukaryota; Viridiplantae; Streptophyta; Magnoliopsida; Proteales; Proteaceae. The record is from RefSeq and is a predicted model, not a curated record. Gene Ontology annotation, molecular function: DNA-binding transcription factor activity; protein dimerization activity. Gene Ontology annotation, cellular component: nucleus. Gene Ontology annotation, biological process: positive regulation of DNA-templated transcription; guard cell differentiation; stomatal complex development. The transcript is spliced from 3 exons. Bases 56 to 619 code for a protein of 187 amino acids.